GCAGCUUUGAAGCUUUUUUUUAAAAAUGCCAUUAUUUUCUUUAUGAGGCCGAUUUUGCUCAGUAAUUCAUUGUUGGCUCGGAGGCGGUUGUCCUGAUGAAGUGUCGGCAGAGGGAGGAGGAAACCAGAGAGAGAGGAAGGAAGCGAGGAUAACGUCACGAAAAGCAGAAUCGGAGUGAAACGGACUGUGUAGUAUUUAAUGGACAGCGCUUGAUGCGGGCCGAGCAGCGAGCCGAAUUGUGUUUGUUUACGUCGCAUUGGACAAAGAUGUUUUUGUCAACUGCUCGGGCGUGAAAAAAAGGGGGAACAUAUUUCGAGGAGGAAACGGCAACACAGCGGCAGCGAAUCUCAUCUUUUUUUUCUUUUUUUCUCAGGAGGCUCCACUAAAGCAGAGAAAUGGAAAUGUGUGUAGCCCUCCUGCGUUUGCCUGCUCGCUGAAGGAUUUGGAAACAGCCUCAUCGUGACACACGGACUUUGGGAGUGGAUCUCAUUUGUGCUUUUAAUGAGCGAAAAAGACAUAUAGUAAAAAAAACAAAAAAAAACUCCACGGGAUUUUCUUCUUUUUUUCUCCGGGGGACGUAGCUGCUUUUUUUUCGCGGCACAGAAGAGAGAGAGAGAGAUAGAGGGAGAGAGGAGGGGGAAAAAAGCAUCAAAAUCAUCGGGAGAAUUAACAGGGGACAGCUCAGACAAAUACAAAAUGAGUGAGCUAGAGCAGCUUCGCCAAGAGGCCGAGCAGCUUAGGAACCAGAUAAGAGAUGCCAGGAAAGCAUGUGGAGAUUCCACCCUGACACAGAUCACCGCGGGUCUGGAUCCUGUUGGGCGGAUUCAGAUGCGGACAAGACGCACCCUCCGCGGCCACCUCGCCAAGAUCUACGCCAUGCACUGGGGCACAGACUCAAAGCUUCUGGUUAGCGCCUCUCAAGAUGGAAAACUGAUCAUCUGGGACAGCUACACCACGAACAAGAUACACGCCAUCCCGCUGCGCUCCUCCUGGGUGAUGACCUGUGCGUACGCCCCCUCUGGGAACUACGUGGCCUGCGGAGGCCUGGACAACAUCUGCUCCAUCUACUGCUUGAAGACUCGCGAGGGCAACGUCAGGGUCAGCAGGGAGCUGCCCGGCCACACAGGUUACCUGUCAUGUUGCCGUUUCAUUGACGACAAUCAAAUCAUCACGAGUUCAGGAGACACCACAUGUGCACUGUGGGACAUCGAGACGAGUCAGCAGACCACGGUGUUCUCGGGGCACAGCGGCGACGUCAUGAGUCUGUCCCUGUCGCCCGACCUCCGCACCUUCGUGUCAGGAGCCUGCGACGCCUCGGUCAAACUGUGGGACAUCAGGGACAGCAUGUGCCGGCAGACCUUCACGGGCCACGAGUCGGACAUCAACGCCAUCUGUUUCUUUCCCAAUGGCAGCGCCUUUGCCACAGGCUCAGACGACGCCACCUGCAGGCUGUUUGACCUGCGCGCCGACCAGGAGCUCAGCGUCUACUGCCACGACAACAUCAUUUGUGGCAUCACCUCCGUGGCCUUCUCGCGCUCCGGCCGUUUGCUGCUGGCCGGUUAUGAUGACUUCAACUGCAACAUCUGGGACGCCAUGAAGGGAGACAGAGCAGGGGUCCUGGCCGGCCAUGACAAUCGUGUGAGCUGUCUGGGUGUGACGGACGAUGGCAUGGCGGUGAGCACCGGGUCCUGGGACAGCUUCCUUAAGAUCUGGAACUGAGCCACGCACAUAAACCACACACACACACACACACACGCACACAUACACGCACGCACGUCCAACAAACAGACAGACAUCGCUCCCGUCUUGGGACACAGUUUGCACCCUGUAUUCACUGUAUGUAAGAUUCAACAGACAAACUGCAACAUUGUACUGUACAUAAUAUAUGACUUAGGUAUGAGUUUACACACACACACACACACACACACACACACACACGCUGUAUGCAGGACAAGAUGACACAAAACCUGACCACAUGCCCUCACUACCUACUGAUUUAAGUACAGUAACACACACACACAUACACACACACAAUCUGUAAAAUGUAAAAAUGUGACAAAAAACAGUUUGAUUCUUCAGCUGCUCAAAUAAAAAACACAAAUGCCACUAUUACCUGAAGCCUUUUAACACGUCUAACACGCUCAUUCACUUAACACACAGGCACAUAGACACACACACACACACACACACACACACACAUACACACACAUACUUUUUCCUGAGAGACACUGCUCCUCGAGUUAAACAGGGGAGAAGACGUUAUUUGACAAUUCUGUCUUUGUUUACAAUGAAGUCCAAAAUGCACUUCAGGCAAAUUUUUCUGUACUAUUUUUGUCUCAGUACCACACGUAUCUCGGCGAUGCUAAUGUGAAGGAAGAAUGGUUGUGGAAAGAGAAUUAUGUGAGUCCAUUUACACUGAAAAAAACAACAAAAACAACAAAACACUGACAGACAGGAUGAGCCGAUGAUCGCCAGAGUCCAAGGAAAUAGCAACUCUUAUUUUCAUCUGUUCGAAACAUCAUGUAAUCACUGUUUUUAUAGAUAUGUACCCCCCACAUACAGUAAAUCUCUUAAGUUUGGGUUUUCUUCUGCUUUUUUUUUACACUUAUUUUAUUCAUGUUCUCCCUGUGUGCCUCAGAUACACGUUAAUGAUUAUUAAUAAAGAAUAUUGAUAAAGAUAAAUUAACAAAACAUUAAAGAUCUGAGAUUCAAAGUUGAGUGAAAAUAAAAAUAAAAACAUAAGAUGCAUCUUAAUAAAGCAGGAGCCAGUAUUCAUACCUUGACUUUAUCAAUGUAUUAUCUGGACAUGACAAUGGUAUAAUUGUACAUAAUAUUAAUAAAUAGCCUCUCCUGCCA
Pseudoliparis swirei is the source of this 2856-nucleotide messenger RNA. It is a transcript of the gene gnb2, whose product is annotated as guanine nucleotide binding protein (G protein), beta polypeptide 2. The record is from RefSeq and is a predicted model, not a curated record. Lineage: Eukaryota; Metazoa; Chordata; Actinopteri; Perciformes; Liparidae. Gene Ontology annotation, cellular component: cytoplasm; heterotrimeric G-protein complex. Gene Ontology annotation, biological process: G protein-coupled receptor signaling pathway. The transcript has 10 exons. Gene Ontology annotation, molecular function: signaling receptor complex adaptor activity; protein binding. The coding region runs from base 697 to 1719 and encodes 340 amino acids.